AUGCACCGUCGCCGUAACGCCAAAGAGAACGACCACCCCGACGAUGGUCAAACCACCACUCUUGCGGACUUGCCGCCCAAAAGUGCAACCCCCCCAGGAGCUGUGAAGCCAGAGCCUUCUAGGAAACAGUCAUUUAUCACAAAGCCCAAGAGCAAACGGCGCAAUGGCCUCAUCUUCCUGCUGGGCGGGAUCUUCGGGAUCUUCUUCGCUGUGUUCUUCGCCCAGCAGCAAGAUGUGAUUAGCCUGGAAUCCUUAAUGGAUCUAAAUCUGGAAUCUUUGAUGGAUGCUAUUCCACAGAGCAUAAUGCGGGAUGCGAGAGAAUUUUCGCAACAUGAGCGCGAAGCCGUUAGUUAUGACGCAUUCUCUGUCGGCUUACAUCUUCAAUCGCAAGGAGUCGAGGCGAAGCAUCCCAUCGUUAUGAUUCCCGGUGUCAUAUCUACAGGUCUAGAAAGCUGGGGCACUGGUCCUUCGUCGCGGAUGUACUUCCGUCGCCGGCUUUGGGGCAGUUGGAGCAUGAUGCGCGCACUGGUGCUUGACAAAGCAGAAUGGAAGAACCAUAUUAUGCUGGAUAAGGACACUGGAUUGGAUCCGCCGGGAAUCAAGCUGCGUGCUGCCCAAGGGUUCGACGCUACGGACUUCUUCAUCACAGGUUACUGGAUUUGGAACAAGAUUCUGGAAAACCUCGCGACGAUUGGAUACGACCCGACCAAUGCAUUUACGGCAGCCUAUGAUUGGCGGUUAUCGUACUUGAACCUGGAAACCCGUGACCAGUACUUUAGCCGACUCAAGUCUUAUAUUGAGACGGCUGUUCUCGUGCGUGGUGAGAAGGUGACUCUAGCUUCCCAUAGUAUGGGGUCACAGGUGGUUCUUUUCUUCUUCAAGUGGGUUGAGAAUCCGGCAUAUGGCGGUGGCGGGCCUGACUGGGUCAAUCGACAUAUUGCCUCAUGGAUCAACAUCAGCGGAUGCAUGCUCGGUGCCGUCAAGGGUCUCACGGCCGUGCUUUCCGGCGAAAUGCGAGAUACAGCACAGCUGAAUGCGUUCGCUGUGUAUGGGCUCGAAAAGUUCCUGUCCAGGGAGGAGCGCGCGGAGAUAUUCAGGGCGAUGCCAGGAAUUUCUAGCAUGCUCCCCAAGGGUGGAGAGGAAGUCUGGGGGAAUUCAACCUGGGCACCAGACGACCAACCGGGCCAACAAACGACAUAUGGCAACCUGCUCAACUUCCGCGAGAGCAACUCAAGCCUGACGCAGAAGAACCUAACCGUGCCAGAAAGCCUGCAGUACCUCCUCAACCAAAGCGAGCCCUGGUACCGCGAUCUCAUCUUGAGCAGCUACUCACACGGCGUCGCCCAUACAACCGCCGAUGUCGAAGCCAACGAAAACGACCCGCGGACAUGGCUCAACCCGCUAGAAGCGCGCCUGCCCCGCGCACCAGACAUGAAGCUAUAUUGCUUCUACGGCGUGGGCAAGCCCACGGAGAGAAGCUACUUCUACCAGGAGGAACGCGACCCCCUCGUCAAACUCAACGUCAGCAUCGACACAACCGUAUCCAGCGAUAACGGCACCGACCGCGGUGUCAUCAUGGGUGAGGGAGACGGCACCGUUAACCUCCUCAGCACGGGGUACAUGUGCGCCAAGGGCUGGCACAUCAAGCGGUAUAACCCGUCCAGGAUCAAGAUCAAGGUCUUUGAGAUGCCGCAUGAGCCCGAUCGGUUCUCACCUAGAGGUGGUCCGAAUACAGGCGACCACGUCGAUAUUCUAGGGCGGUCCUCUCUGAAUGAACUGAUUCUUCGAGUAGCUGGGGGGCGAGGUGAUGAGAUUGAGGAUACGUUUGUCUCAAGAAUCAAGGAAUACGCUGAGCGGGUCAAGGUGUAUGAAGAUUGA
This is a messenger RNA of Aspergillus calidoustus, 1878 nucleotides long. Lineage: Eukaryota; Fungi; Ascomycota; Eurotiomycetes; Eurotiales; Aspergillaceae. The record is from the annotation of a GenBank genome assembly.